UUCUGUGUCUCUCUCACUCUCUCAGUCACUUUAUGUCUACCUCUCGGAAGACAUACAUUCGGCAAACUGGAGCAGUUAACGCCUAAAAGGUCGUAGGACGGAUUUCUUGGAUAUCAGUACAUGGUACUGUAGACUCGGCGCGAAUCAGGACUUCCAAUCACAAUGCAGCAAGUAGUAGAAGAGGGAGAGGGUUACGGAGGAGAGGGAUCCAGCUAUGUGUACGACGACAUGUUCCCGGCACUGCCAGAGUCAGCAGCGCCAGCCGCACCGGCCACUCAGAGCGCCUGGGGCCAGAGUAACAGCAGGAUGAGAGUGGGCACUUCGGACAUUACUCAGGUGUUCCACGUCCCCGCAGAAGAGCGCAGAGGUGAUCAGAACAACAGCUUUGGAGACAAGGAGUCAGUGAGGACAUGUCAGAGCAUCAUGAAAGAGACGGGUGCUUGUAUAGAGAUGUCUACCAGCAAGGACCAGAGCCUCACGUUCUUAGUCAGUGGCAAACAGGACGCGGUGUUGGAUGCUCGCAGACGCAUCCUCAACAGCUUCCAGACUCAGGCUAGUAUGACAAUAACCGUGCCAAAGGAACACCACAGGUGGAUCCUAGGCAAGGCCGGCACCCGACUGAAGGACCUAGAGAAGGAGACGGCCACCAAGAUAAACGUGCCUAGCAUCGGUGACAGCUCUGACAAGAUCACCAUACACGGCACCAAGGACAGCAUCGACAAGGCGGUGCACGAGAUAAGACUUAUAUCUGACGAACAGUCUAAGAAGGCUCUGGAGAGGUUUGACGUGCCCAAGUGCUAUCAUCCGUUCCUGUUUGGGCCGUUCCAAGAGACGCUGAACCAGAUGAGGGCGGAGACAGGGGCCAGCAUCAACAUCCCCCCACCUUCCGUGGACAAGACAGAGCUGAGUAUCUCAGGGGAGAAGGAUGGGGUGGCAGCCGCCAAGGAUAAGAUCAUGAAAAUAUAUAAGGAUAUGGAGGCAAGGUGUGCCACAGUGUCGGUGGAGGUGGCCAAGCCACAGCAUCGCUUUGUCGUGGGACCUCGUGGCUCCGGUAUACAGGAGAUCCUGCAGAAAACUGGAGUCAGUGUGGAGAUGCCUCCCUCAGACUCAGGACCUGGCCAGGGAACAAUCACCCUGCGUGGACCUCAGGAGAAGCUGGGACAGGCUCUCAACAUGGUUUACGAGAAGGCCAGCAGUGUUCAGAUUGAGACAAUAGACGCUCCUGAAUGGCUCCACAAGCAUAUCAUCGGGCGCAAGGGAGAGAAUAUCAGAAAAAUAACUGGUGAAAACCCUAAGGCCCAUGUAGAGCUGGCUGAUAACAAGAUCAAGGUGGAGGGACCACCAGAAGAAGUGAAGCAGGUGAAGGACCAGUUAGAGGCUGUAGUGAAAGACUUGGUGGCCAACAUGACAUACGCAUUGCUGACUGUAGACUCAAAGCACUCCAAGCACAUCAUCGGCAAGGCAGGGGCCAACAUAAACAGAAUCAAAGAACAGACGGAUGCCCAAAUCUACAUAAGUGAAUCUGAUGGACACAGUAACAUUCGGAUAGAAGGAAACAAACAAGGAGUGGACCAAGCAAAACAGGAAUUGGAAGACCUAAUCAACAAACUAGAAAAUGAAAAAGAAAAGGAUGUAAUAAUUGAGCAAAGGCUUUACCGAAAAAUUAUUGGCCAGAAAGGGGAAAAGAUUAAAGAAAUCAGAGAAAAAUUCAAUCAAGUUCUUAUCACCUUCCCAAACCAAAAUGAGAAGAGGGACGUUGUAAAAGUACGAGGUCCCAAGGAAGAUGUGGACAAGUGUCACAAGUAUUUGUUAAAACUCGUCAAAGAAAUCAACGAGAGCAGUCACACUGUUGAAGUACCGAUAUUCAAACAGUACCACAAGCUGGUCAUCGGCAAAGGAGGCGCUAACAUUCGCAAGAUUCGAGAAGAAACCCACACUCAGAUUGAUCUGCCAGCUGAAGGGGACAAAAGUGACAAUAUCAUCAUCACAGGCAAGAAAGAAAAUGUGGAAGAAGCUAGAGAGAGAAUUCUCAAAAUUCAAAAUGAACAGGCUAACAUAGUGACAGAGGAAGUGUCCAUCCCUCCCAAGUAUUACAACUCCAUCAUCGGUGCAGGAGGCAAGCUGGUCAAACAUAUAAUGGACGAGUGUGGAGGCGUACAAAUCAAGUUCCCAAACACUGACAGUAAAAGUGAUAAGGUGAUCGUGAGAGGUCCCCAGGAUGAUGUGGACAGAGCCAAGCAACAGCUGCUGGAACUGGCUUCCGAGAGGGAGCAGAGUAGUUUCACAGCAGAGGUCCGCGCCAAGCCUCAGCACCACAAGUACCUCAUUGGCAAGAGUGGCGCCACCAUCAGAAAGCUAAGAGAAACAACUGGCUGCAGGAUCAUCUUUCCCUCAGCAGAUGAUGAAGACCAAGAACUCAUCACCAUUGUUGGCAAAAAGGAAGGUGUCCAGAAGGCUAAGGAAGAAUUGGAAGCGACAAUUAAAGAUAUUGACAAUGUAGUGGAAGACGAGAUGCAGGUAGACCCGAAGUACCACCGUCACUUUGUCUCCCGUCGUGGUGAGAUUCUCCAUCGGAUAUCCGAGGACUGCGGCGGGGUCACCAUCUCCUUCCCUCGUCCUGGAGUACAGAGCGACCGAGUUGUACUGAAGGGAGCCCAAGAGUGCAUACAAGCAGCCAAGCUUAAGAUACAGGAGAUCGUCACUGACUUGGAGUCCAUGGUGACAAUAGACUGUGUGAUCCCUCAGAAGUACCACCGCUCAGUGAUGGGUCAGCGUGGAGUUAAAGUCCAAGACAUAACCUACAAGUAUGACGUCCAAAUCAAGUUCCCCGAGAGAAGUAAUUAUCAAGAUGAAGAAGAGGGAGACCAUCCAGCAGAGAAUGGAGACCUAGUGAACGGAGAUGUUGCCCCCAAGCUGUGUGACACCAUCAAGAUCACCGGGAAGCCAGAAAAUUGUGAAGCUGCCAAGCAAGCUCUAUUAGACAACGUGCCUAUCACCGUUCAGAUGGAUGUCCCGUAUGACUAUCACCGAUCCAUCAUUGGCCAGAAGGGCCAGUCCAUCAGAGACCUCAGCGACAGAUACGAUGUGCACAUUGAGGUUCCCAACAGCGACGAUCACCUAGACUACAUCAAGAUCACCGGCACCAAUGAAGCUGUAGAAAAUGCCAGAGCAGCGGUGGAAGAUAGGAUUAAAGAAAUCGAUGCUGACAAAGAAGAUAGACAACUCAGAUCAUUUGAGCUCGAGUUUGAAGUGGAUCCGGAAUUCCAUCCUAAGAUCAUUGGAAAGCGAGGCUUGGUGAUCAACAAGAUCAGACAAGACCACAACGUGCAGAUUGCUUUCCCUCGCCGCGGAGACGAGAACGAGAAAAUUAUCAAGAUCAUCGGCUACGAAGACAAAGCUAUAGCUGCCAGAGAUGACAUUCUCAAGAUUGUCAAUGACCUGAACGCGCUGGCCCGUGUGGAAGUGUACCUGGACGCCAGAGUACACUCCAGACUGAUAGGCACGCGGGGGCGCAGCAUCCGCAAGAUCAUGGAUGAGUUCAACGUAGAGAUCAAGUUCCCUCGGUCGUCUGACCCGGAGCCUGACCUGGUGGUCAUAUCUGGAGCUGAGGCCGACUGUGAGGAGGCCAAGGACCAUCUGCUCAACCUGGAGGAGGAAUAUUUGCAAGAUGUGACAGAGACCAGCUAUGGCAGACCAGAGGAGACCAAUAACUUCUUUGGCAACAACAACUCCAAGGCUGGUGGUGCCAAGGAAGGGUUUGUGGUGAAGGGUGGUCCGUGGGAGCAACAAGCUCCUGACACCACCAGCACCGAGGACUUCCCGUCCUUCGGUGGAGGCACUACACACGCGCCAGCCUCCGCCUCCUCCUGGGGCCCGCGCCGCUAACUGACUACACUCGCCACUCACGACACAUCCACGCCUCAUCAGAGCCUCAUAGGUUCAGGAAUGUUUUAUUGUUUUGCCACCUUCAAAUUCAUUUUUGCUCGAUUUAUAUCAAGUAUUGGCCUAACUGUAUCGACAUAGUGCAAUCAUUCAAACCGUCACGUGGAAUCGUCAACCGAGACUAGACUGACGGCUGCGGCCGUCUCUCCCUCUUGUAUCCUGCUUGCUGCAUUGGUAAGACCCGGCUCGUUUAUGGAUUUAUGAAUUCGGUCGUCAAAAAGUACUUUCUGACUUGGAAUAAUUUCACUUAAACUCUUUUCUUAAAUAUAGAUUAUUUAUUUACUGUUAGUUACGGUUUAUUUUAUUGUUUUUCCUCUUUUCGAGAGGUAAAUGGCUACCUUUCUGUACCUCCAAUCUUCGAGUUUCUAUCGAUGUUAAUUUAUUGAUGUCUUCUCUCUUUGCGGUAAAGACAGCAACAAAUGUCUUCCUAGACCGACUCAAAGUCAGUUUCCUUAGAUAGUUCCUUUUUCUUUCUUUUGUCUGUGCAAUUUACAAUUUUAUAUCCGCGUUGUAUGACUAUAUUUUUUUAUACUGUUUUGAAAUCUGGUGCCUUUUAUUUAACUGAUAUUGGUUUGUCGAGAUUGUUGUUUGAUAUGUUUUUGUACCUUUUACACACAGGCAAUCACUAAUUAAGUUGAUUGAAGCAAUAUUCUGAUCUGUUUAAAAGUAUUUUAACGACAAUACCAUCUCAAGUGGAGUUUGAGAUUAUCUUGGCCUCAUGUGAACAUGUUCUUUUACUCGAUUAAGUGAAUAAUCAUAUUAAGUAAAUUUAAAAUCAAAUUUUCUAUAUUUUUAUUUAAAUUAUGUUAUAGAUUAUUGUUAUUAUUUUCUGUUAGCGAUUAAUUAUUUAUCUCUAUAUUUUCAAGUGGUUUUGUAGAUUUAAAAAGUAUGAUUUUGUUGUGUUUUGAGUCUAUGUAUAAAGAAGAUUUCUUUACAGGUUUUUUAUGUUGUUAUUGUUAAAAUGUUAAAAAUUAUAAAAAUUGUAAAAUAAAUAAUAGACUGAAAAAAACUAAAACUAUAUAUAUUUAUAAGUAAAUAACAGAUAAUGUAUCUGAGCUAUAUCCCAGAUCCUACUGGAUUUGUCAUCUCCGGAAAGUUAUUGUGUGAUCAUAUUUUAUAUUACAAGAUGUACAUACGUAGGCUCUCAUUGUCGUUGGGUGGAUAAUAUUCUUACGAAUAAAGAUAAUAAUACCCAA
Molecule: messenger RNA, 5138 nt
Organism: Macrosteles quadrilineatus (aster leafhopper)
Lineage: Eukaryota; Metazoa; Arthropoda; Insecta; Hemiptera; Cicadellidae
Gene: Dp1
Product: vigilin
Cellular component (GO): cytoplasm; nucleus
Molecular function (GO): mRNA binding
Source: RefSeq, a predicted model, not a curated record